Myotis davidii is the source of this 1049-nucleotide messenger RNA. RefSeq names its product glutathione S-transferase A1. The record is from RefSeq and is a predicted model, not a curated record. Bases 127 to 795 code for a protein of 222 amino acids. Gene Ontology annotation, molecular function: glutathione transferase activity. NCBI's taxonomy places the organism in Eukaryota, Metazoa, Chordata, Mammalia, Chiroptera, Vespertilionidae. The transcript has 7 exons. Gene Ontology annotation, cellular component: cytosol; extracellular exosome. Gene Ontology annotation, biological process: glutathione metabolic process; xenobiotic metabolic process.
UCCCUCUUUCAGAGAGGAGGAGUUAUUCAACUGUAAAACCGGCUUCUAAACAAACGAGGAGGUGGCUGUGAGUUGCUGAGACAAGUGGGAGACAGAUUUUAAUAAGAGAAUUCAGGAGACUGCAUCAUGGCUGGGAAGCCCAAGCUUCACUACUUCAAUGCACGAGGCAGAAUGGAGUCCAUCCGCUGGCUCCUGGCUGCAGCUGGAGUUGAGUUUGAAGAGCAAUUUUUGACAAGUCCAGAAGACUUGGAAAAGUUAAGAAAUGAUGGGUCUUUGAUGUUCCAGCAAGUGCCCAUGGUGGAAAUCGAUGGGAUGAAGCUGGCACAGACCAGAGCCAUUCUCAACUACAUUGCCGCCAAAUACAACCUGUAUGGGAAAGACAUAAAGGAGAGAGCCUUGAUUGAUAUGUAUUCAGAAGGUAUGGCAGAUUUGAAUGAAAUGAUCCUGCAUUUGCCACUAUGCCCACCUGAUCAAAAAGAUGCCAAGAUGACCCAGAUCAGAGAGAGAACAACAAAUCGUUAUCUCCCAGCCUUUGAAAAGGUGUUGAAGAGCCAUGGACAACACUACCUUGUUGGCAACAGGCUGAGCAGGGCUGACAUUCACCUGGUUGAACUUAUCUACUAUAUUGAAGAGAUUGACCCCAGCCUAAUGGCCAACUUCCCGCUGCUAAAGGCUCUGAAAACCAGGAUCAGCAACCUCCCUCCUGUGAAGAAGUUUCUGCAGCCUGGCAGUCAGAGGAAGCCUCCCAUAGAUGCGAAAGCACUAGAAGAAGCCAGGAAGAUUUUCAAGUUUUAAAUAAAGCAUCAUGGACGCCCAGCACAUGCAGGAACAAUCUUCUGAAGUUUUCUGAAAAUCAAUGAUGUACCUCUACCUAAGUGUAGAUCCUGGCUGUUGUGAGAAUAAUAAACUUUUCCAAAAUAAUUAAAUCUCUUAUGAGCAGAUUUAGUUAUAGAUUAAUCUUGUUCAUUAAGUUCCAAUAUGUAACCAGAUUUUCAAUCUCCUUCUAUUGCAUUUCUCUUGGAAUUCAAAAUUAAACAAAAAACAGAAAC